CAUUUACAUCUAGGGAACUGAGCGUUCCCGGGGGAAUUCCCUGCCGUUCCCCCCGGCAAACCCAGAACAAAGCCUGCACUUAUCGCAGAGAGCUUUGCAAGCUGAGCAAACCCCACCUGCUUCCUCGCUCGGGCAGGCGGGCGGCGGGGCCGGUGCCGCAGAGCCGAGGAGCCCCCGGGCAGCCGCUGUCCCCUGCGCCCACCGCUGGAGAACCGCCCCCCUCUCCGACGUCCCCGUUUCUCGUCGCGGUGCUCGGAAGCCCCCGGUGCCAUGCUGGCCCCCCACCCGCCGAAGCUGAGGCGGCCGGUCCGGUGGAUGUUUGCCCCUCUCCUCCUUCUGCUGGCUGAGCUGGGCUCCGGCUUGCAACCCACCUACCAGUGGAGGGAUGCUGAGACGAACGAGAAGCUCACCUGCCAGCAGUGCCCACCGGGGACCUUCGUGGCACGGCACUGCACCAGGGACAGGCAGACGGUGUGCGAGCCCUGCCCGGAGCUGCACUACACGCAGUACUGGAACUACCUGGAGAAGUGCCGGUACUGCAACGUCAUCUGCGAGGAGAAGCAGGUGGAGGUGCAGCAGUGCAAUGCCACCCACAACAGAGUGUGCCAGUGCCAGGAGGGUUACUAUUCGGAGAUGGAGUUCUGCAUCAGGCACUCCGAGUGCCCUCCGGGCUCCGGUGUCGUGAAGCCGGGUACCCCCUUCGAGGACACCCAGUGCCGCAGGUGCCCCCGCGGCUUCUUCUCCUCCAGCUCCAGCACCGAGCCGUGCCAGCCGCACCAGGACUGCGCGCAGCAGGGGAAGGUGACCAACGUGCAGGGAAACGAGUACCACGACACCCUCUGCACCUCCUGCAGGGUGCACGGGAGGAGCAACAGCACCCAGGGGCCAGCUCCAGGAGAUGAGGACUGCGAGCAAGCCAUGAUCGACUUUGUGGCGUACCAGAACAUUUCCCCGAAAAAGCUGAAGCGCCUGCAGCACAUCCUGGAGGGCUCGCUUAGGAAGGAGGUGUUGGAGAAAAAGGCGCUCAUCCAGGAGAAGUUCAGGGCCUUCCUCACCCACCUCAAGGAGGGGAACCCCGCGGUCACCAAGGAGCUGCUCGAGGCGCUGCGGGUCACCAAGCUGCACGCCAUAGAGAGGGAGGUGCGGAAGCGCUUCCUCUCCCCUAGUGAGAACACGGACUGAACUCUGAGGGUGGUUUUUAAAACAUUUCUUCCAUUUUGGUUUUUUGUUUGUUUGUUUGUUUGUUUGUUUGUUUUUACUGUGGCUUCAUUAAUUUAUUACUCUUCCAAAAAACUAACUUGAAAGGCAGCACAGAGCUGAGCGAGGG
Molecule: messenger RNA, 1327 nt
Organism: Oxyura jamaicensis (ruddy duck)
Lineage: Eukaryota; Metazoa; Chordata; Aves; Anseriformes; Anatidae
Gene: TNFRSF6B
Product: TNF receptor superfamily member 6b
Exons: 5
Coding region: 271-1182 (303 amino acids)
Molecular function (GO): protein binding
Source: RefSeq, a predicted model, not a curated record